Molecule: messenger RNA, 1357 nt
Organism: Protobothrops mucrosquamatus (brown spotted pit viper)
Lineage: Eukaryota; Metazoa; Chordata; Lepidosauria; Squamata; Viperidae
Gene: MPZL3
Product: myelin protein zero like 3
Exons: 5
Coding region: 21-809 (262 amino acids)
Cellular component (GO): membrane
Source: RefSeq, a predicted model, not a curated record
GUGCGACCGGUCCCGGAAAGAUGGGGCUGGCGCGGAGGAAGCCCGUCGGAGCGGCCGCGCUGCCUCUGCUCCUCUUGGCGGCUGCCAGAGUCCACCUGCUGGAGAUCCAGGCCGCUGCCCAAGUUCGCGCGUUUGUGGGCGAGCCGGUGACCCUGAAGUGCUGGUUCAAAUCCUCCGCUCCGGUCACAGAGAAGCUCACCGUCGACUGGACCUAUCGGCCUCUUGCAGGGGGCAACUUGGAGCCGGUCUUCCACUACCAGUCCAGUGCCUACCCAGCCAAGAGAGGCAGCUUCCGGGAUAGAGUUUCUUGGGCUGGUGAUGUGGCCAAGCAGGAUGCCUCAAUUAUGAUUUGGAACCCAACCCUGGAGGAUAACGGGACAUUCACCUGUUCUGUGAAGAACCCCCCUGAUGUGCAGCACAACAUUCCCCAAACCCUGCUCACAGUCACUCAGAGAGGUGCCUCCUUCCAGCUGACCUCAUCGGGACUGUUUUCCAUCCUGGUCUUUCUUCCCUCUGGCAUUGUGGUGAUUCUGCUGCUGGUCCGGAUGAAUCAGAAAUCUGGGCUGAUGAAAGCUAGGAGACAGCCUGGUUACAAGAAGUCUUCCAUUGAAGUCUCUGAAGAGACACCGAUGAGGAGGAACCGUACUGACACUGGCAGAGGGAGCAGGAGUCCCUUUUGCAGCGCCAUCACCGAGAUCCAGCUCAGGAAGUCUCCAAUGAAUGGCCAGAUUUCAUUCCAUUCUAGGAAUGAUCCUGAUUUGAUAUUUUCUCUUUUCUUGGCUUUCUCUUGCCCUGUGAAUAGGCUUUGAAGAGGGGGCAGUGGCAGCCAGGCUCUUGGGCUUCUGCUUCUGCUUCCUGAGCUUCUGGCUCGUGAAAUGUGAGUACAGCCCCAGUUCCUCUCUAGGAUCUUUCUGUCCUGAGAAACCACCCAUGUAGUUUGAGCUCACAACCAGAAGAGAAGGUGAAGAGGAUGGAGGCUAAUGUAGAGACACAGGAUAGAGCUCUUCAGUAAAUGUUGGCCACUUCAGUGUGGCCAUUGCUGGAUACAAGCACAUAUCUACAGUGGCUGCAAGGCCCCUCUGUAUCUUUCUGGAACUGAGCCUCCUGUGGAAAGAGGGCCAAGCCUCUUCUGUCUCCAGCUGGUCUUGUUAAGCUGAGUAUUGUGGCCUUAAUGUGGAAGUGCGCAUGAACCAGCUGAAGGUCAAUGUUCAAACUGUCCCCAAUUCUCAUAGUUGGGAAUGCUGGCCUUAGGGUCUUCACCUGCAGAUCCCCCCUCCCUUUCUUUUCUUUCUUGGUCAGCUUUCCUUUGCAGAAAACCCUUUCUUCUGCAACCAAUAAAUGCCUUGUGCCAACUCCA